Messenger RNA from Dufourea novaeangliae, 3080 nucleotides. Its product is annotated as anoctamin-1-like. Gene Ontology annotation, molecular function: chloride channel activity; protein dimerization activity. Lineage: Eukaryota; Metazoa; Arthropoda; Insecta; Hymenoptera; Halictidae. Gene Ontology annotation, cellular component: plasma membrane. Gene Ontology annotation, biological process: chloride transmembrane transport. The transcript has 10 exons. The record is from RefSeq and is a predicted model, not a curated record. Bases 1 to 2958 code for a protein of 985 amino acids.
AUGGAAGAAGAUGAUGAAGAAGUUUCCAUACCUUGGAUACAAAAGGAUAAAAGUGAAACACCUGAUGCCAGUCUUUAUAGAUCGGUACAAAGUAAUUUAAAUGCAGGUUCUGUGCAAACUUUGUAUCAGAGUGUUCGCAAUACUAUAUAUGAUGCUGGAAGUAUGAACAGUUUAAACAGUAUGCACAGUGCAAUAUCAAUGGAAGAAAUUCGGCAGCCUGAUAAUGUCAAUACAUUGAUUAUUAACAAUGAAGCAAAUGUAACAAUUCUUGAUGGUAGUUGUACAGAUUUAAGGGACAGUAGAAGAGGUUCCAGAAUUGUCUCGAAUUCCAAACCAGCAUUUAGUUCAUACUUUCAAGAUGAAGUUCGUACAAUUGAUUUUGUCCUUGUUUGGGAUGAAUAUAACACAGAGGCUCAAAGAUAUCGUAGCACAGAAUGCAGACGGGUAUUUGAAAAGAACUUGGAAAAGGAGGGUUUACAACUGGAGUACGAGCAAGCCGAACCAAAUGGUCUUCAUUUCAUAAAGAUACACGCGCCAAGAGAUGUAUUAAGACGGUAUGCCGAAAUAUUGAAACUUAGACUGCCAAUGACGAAAGAUUUAGAAGGCCGAAGAGUUCCCGAGAACCGUGGCAACACAUUGAUCAAUGAGGUCAAUUCAUUAUUCAAAAGAAUCAUGAAAAAAUACUACGUCGACGAAACGAUCUUUCCGACGAUGAAACACAACUUCACGGCAGUUUACAGCCGUGAUAAAGAAUAUUUAUUCGACCUCGAUUCGCCGAAUUUUUUUACCGCCGCAACGCGCGCCAGGAUAGUACACUUUAUUUUAGACAGGACCAGAUUCACCGAGACCAUGGACGACGAUUUUGCAUUUGGAAUAGAAAGGCUGAUUUCGGACAGAGCGUACGUGGCUGCAUAUCCUCUACAUGAUGGUGAUCUACAAUCACCAGAGUCGAUGAGAUAUCUUUUAUACACUGAAUGGGCCAGUCUGAAGAAAUGUCUUCAUUAUCAACCCUUAGAUUAUAUCAAAGAAUAUUUUGGUGUAAAAAUUGGCCUUUACUUCGCUUGGCUUGGUUUUUACACGCAUAUGCUGAUACCAGCUAGUGUCGUUGGUCUUCUUUGCUUUAUAUAUAGUUGUGCAACCCUAUAUUCUAAUGAACCAAGCGAAGACGUUUGCAAUGGUAAUGGUACCAUUCUAAUGUGUCCCUUGUGUGACCACUUUUGUGGAUAUUGGGAUUUGAAAGAGACUUGUCUGCAUUCAAGAAUUACAUAUUUAUUUGAUAAUCCAUCUACUGUAUUUUUUUCUAUAUUUAUGUCAUUAUGGGCUACGUUGUUUUUGGAAUUGUGGAAGAGAUACUCGGCUGAAAUAACCCAUAAAUGGGACUUGACUGGUUUAGAUGCUCAAGAGGAACAUCCUCGACCCCAGUACUUAGCACGUUUAGCACAUGUAAAAAAGAAGUCCCUCAACAUUAUUACAAAUACCGAAGAACCAAAGGUACCAUUUUGGAAAAUGAGACUGCCUGCCACGAUUCUUAGUUUUUCAGUCGUUUUAUUAUUGAUUGCCAUAGCCAUGGCGGCUGUCUUAGGAGUUGUUCUAUAUCGGAUGUCUGUGUUAACCGCGUUAAGCGUUUAUGGACAUCCUAUGGUAACCAGUUAUGCGAUACUCUUUACUACAGCUACUGCAGCCAGUAUCAAUUUGUGCUGCAUUGUUGUGUUCAACUGGGCCUAUGUUUGGUUGGCAGAAUAUUUAACAGAGAUCGAAUUACUCCGAACACAAACUGAAUUCGACGAUAGUUUAACAUUAAAAAUAUAUCUACUUGAAUUUGUAAAUUAUUAUGCUUCCAUAUUUUAUAUAGCAUUUUUCAAAGGAAAGUUCGUUGGGUAUCCAGGAAAUUAUAAUCGGUUUUUUGAUUAUCGGCAAGAGGAGUGUGGUCCUGGUGGCUGCCUUAUGGAGCUGUGUAUACAAUUGAGCAUCAUUAUGAUUGGCAAACAAGCGAUGAAUACAAUAUUAGAAAUGCUUUUCCCACUAUUUUACAAAUGGUUAAAUACCUUGAAAGUACACGUUGGAAUGAAGACGAAUGGAGAGAGAAAAACUACCGCCAGAAAAUAUCUUCAAUGGAUCAAAGACUAUAAAUUAGUAGAAUGGGGCCCGAGAAGUUUGUUCCCGGAGUAUUUAGAAAUGGUAUUACAAUACGGGUUUGUUACCAUUUUCGUUGCUGCAUUUCCGUUAGCGCCAUUUUUUGCAUUACUGAAUAACGUUUUUGAAAUGCGACUGGAUGCGAAAAAAUUGUUAAUAAUGUACAGAAGGCCAGUCGGACAGCGUGUCAUAGACAUAGGUAUAUGGUAUCGUAUUCUCGAUUCCAUUUCCAAACUGUCUGUUAUAACAAAUGCGUUUAUUAUAGCUUUUACAUCGAAUUUUAUACCACGAUUAGUUUAUCGAAUCACCGUGUCCGACAAUUAUUCUCUAGAAGGUUUCUUGGACCAUUCCCUGUCGAAGUUUAAUACGAGCGAUUUAAAAAAUGGAACUGAACCGUUUUCCUUACCCGCCCACGAACAGAUUGACACAUGCAGGUAUCCAGAUUACAGGGAACCACCAAACUCAUCAAAUAAAUAUCAAUAUUCGAUCAUGUUUUGGCAUGUAUUAGCCGCAAGAUUAGCUUUCGUUGUUGUAUUCGAGAAUAUCGUGGCUCUCGUGAUGAUACUUAUACGAUGGUGCAUUCCCGAUAUGAAUCCAAAAUUACGGGAUCGUAUUCGACGGGAGGCGUAUAUGACCAAUGAAUUAAUUAUUCGACAAGAAGCACGCCGCGCGUGUGUUAGAUCGGCUGACGUGAACGAGAACACCAAUCGGUGGAGCAGGGUCAUGAGAACUAGUUUGUCAAAUUCAGAAUUUGAUUUAGAAAUUCAUGGAAGUCCUGUGCCUGCUUCUAAUACACAUUCAAGAGUGGGUCCAGCUGCACUAUGAUAAUUUUAAAAUGACAAUGAUAUUUAAAACUAUUCCACCUGGAAGUCUAUUGACGUUCGAAGUUCUACCGACAGUAGUGUGGACAGUAAGAAGGUUUAAGAAAGAAAGUGCUUAAUUACGCA